GCUGCCGGGGACAGCUGGGGCCUGCCUGGCGGGGGCGGGCAGGCACGGCGGGCACCCCGGGAACAGCGGUGCAGGGGCGGCGCACCGGCAGCCACAAGCCUUGUCUUCAUGUACAAACAGGAGACAACGCUGCAGUAUUUUCCAAUACGUGGGACGAGGCCCACGCACAGGCUGGGUGUGGCGGCUCCUCCUGACACAUUGUUAUCUUGACACUGCACGUAGUUGUUUUGGCACUGCCUGCCAACGCUGGGACGCCUACGUGUUGGGACGGUUCCAUGGUCCACGGAGAGGUACAGAAGAUGGGUCUGUUGAGCUGGCUGAUGAGGCGCAUGCUGCGUCUGGUGGUGGACUUGGCGGUCCUGACGCUGGUGUUUGUGCUGCUGCCAGGCCUACCACCCAAGGUUACUUACAACAACUAUGAAAUGCUUCCACCUUCAUUGCCUUUGGAGGGAGCUUUGGCUGGAAACAAGAAGCUGAACAAUGUACAGAGGAUCCUGGAUGGGAAGAUAGUAGGGCCAGAGUCCAUAGCUGCCCGGGGAACAGAAGAAAUCUUUGUGAGCCUUCAUGGGGGCAAGAUACUGCGGUUGUGGGGACCCAGAUUUGACCACUUCAAGAGUGUGGCUUCCAUUGGACCAGGAUGUGAUGGCCCAUGGCAGGAGGAUAUUUGUGGCCGCCCUCUAGGCCUCAGAUUUGCUCCAGAUGGCAAACUGCUAGUAGCUGAUGCUUACUUUGGCUUGUUCUCAGUUGAUGUUGACACAGGGGAGAAGGAGUCACUUUUUGACGUCAAACAAGAAAUAGAGGGUGCCAUGCCUAUGUUACCGGACGACCUUGACGUUGACAAGGAUGGCAACAUUUACUGGUCAGAUGCAUCAACAGCGUCCCAUCUCUCUGAUUCAGUGAUUGAAAUGCUGAGUGACCCAAGUGGAAGGCUCAUCAAAUAUGACCCCAAGACUGGCACCAACACUGUACUAGCCCGAAACAUCCACUUUGCAAAUGGAGUGCAAUUGUCUCCAGAUCAUGACUUUGUUCUCUUCUCUGAGACAUUCAAGUUCAGAAUUCUAAGGCAUUGGUUAAGCGGUCCCAAGGCUGGCGAGACAGAAAUCUUUGUGGACCGGUUGCCAGGGUACCCAGACAACAUCCGAGCAAGGAACGAUGGAGGGUACUACAUUUCUCUGGUCUCUCUUCCCUCUGAAAGCAACAGACAGCUUGCUUCGGCUCUGGGAUCCUUACCAUUUGUAAGGAAACUGCUUCUGAGGAUACUGGUUUUAACAAAACUAAUCUUUGAAGGUGUCAACAGUAUUUUCCCCAAUCAAUAUAUUGAAAAAAUGGCCAGCAAGACCCUACACCUGGAGCCCGUAAGUGAAAUGAAUCUCAAGGAGUCCAACUUGACCAUUGUGGUGGAGGUGGAUGCUGCUGGAAAGAUUGUGGACUCUCUGCAGGGUGACUCUGGCAAGAUUGUCCAAAUAUCGGAAACUCAGAAGGUGGGAGAUAACCUGUUCUUUGGCUCACCAUACAACAAGUAUCUUGGGCGUAUCGAUCUCAGUCCACCCUCUAUGGAAGUAGAGGGAAAAGGUGUCAGGAUGAAGGUUGAAAAAGAGGAAAAUGCAGAUGAAUUAGGUGAUGACAAACCUUCAGAAGAAAAAGUAGAUCAGCCUACAAAAGAAGCAGAGAAGGAAGAUUCUCAAGAAGUUGAACUAAAGAAAGAAACUAAGGAGAAACAGAUUCAUGAAGAGGUCAAAACUGAUUUUACUAAAGAAGAACUUUAAGAAUAGUCAGAAUUUGAUUUUUUCACCGAGGAAAGGGGUUUAUCUUGUGUUGUUAAAUAUCUGUGAUGAGUAGAAAGUAUUAUUCACACAGUACAA
Eriocheir sinensis (Chinese mitten crab) is the source of this 1862-nucleotide messenger RNA. RefSeq names its product adipocyte plasma membrane-associated protein Hemomucin-like. The record is from RefSeq and is a predicted model, not a curated record. Lineage: Eukaryota; Metazoa; Arthropoda; Malacostraca; Decapoda; Varunidae. The transcript has 8 exons. Gene Ontology annotation, molecular function: strictosidine synthase activity. Gene Ontology annotation, biological process: biosynthetic process. The coding region runs from base 276 to 1766 and encodes 496 amino acids.